Haplochromis burtoni (Burton's mouthbrooder) is the source of this 6184-nucleotide messenger RNA. RefSeq names its product ephrin-A5b. Gene Ontology annotation, biological process: regulation of cell-cell adhesion; axon guidance; regulation of actin cytoskeleton organization. Bases 775 to 1464 code for a protein of 229 amino acids. Gene Ontology annotation, cellular component: external side of plasma membrane; plasma membrane. The transcript is spliced from 5 exons. Gene Ontology annotation, molecular function: ephrin receptor binding. NCBI's taxonomy places the organism in Eukaryota, Metazoa, Chordata, Actinopteri, Cichliformes, Cichlidae. The record is from RefSeq and is a predicted model, not a curated record.
GGGGGUUGGUCCGGGAGAGCAUGGCAGCGGGAGCCACACGGCGCUGCUUUUACUUGCUUCGCACCGCUUCUGGCGCGCUCUCGGUUACGUGGCAGAGCGGCUCGUCGGGGGACAUUUAACCUGAAGACCGCGCGCGUUUACACGAGAGCUUUGUUAUCUCGUGCUGUUGCUCUCGGUCGCUUGGAUAGGAGAGAUCGGACAGCUGCGGAUUCAGCCGGAGCUCAAGCUGCUGCUUUGAGUGGUUGUCGCUGGAUCCACGGGGAGCCAGAGGAGAGGUCCCGAGCUGGCGAGAGCGGCGACACGGGGACUGGGUGUCUGCGCUUUUUCUUUUUAAAACCUCUGCGCUACCAGGAACACUUUCCCGCUGCUUCUUUUAUUCUAAAAGACACGCACACACACAUAUAUAUAAUUCUUCUGUACUGCGUAGAUUGCGCAGGGCUGCCUCCUGUUUUGAACUGUUUCACUGUGAGUUGGAGAAACUGUUCGCUGCGCGGUGCGGAGUUGAGCCGUGGAUGAAACGGUGAUUUUGUGGCGUCUCUUGAUUUAAAGUAGAUCCGAUCGAGGAAAUGAUCUGACUGCUAAAACCCCAAGUUGCUGCUUUAAAUGAAGAAGACGGCGUUUAAGCUCCAGAUACAGAAGAAUAGAGCUCCAUCUUUAAGGAAAUAAAAGUGGACUGUCAUUCACACAGGCACAACCAGCACACAUCAGAGCUUUUAAACCUGAUUCAAGAAGGACUUUCGCCAAUUUUCAGUUCAUCGGAGUUCCACAGCAAUUAUGCCGCAGGUGGACAUGAUCCUCUUCCUCAUCCUCAUCAUUGGGAUGUGCGUGUACGGCCAGGACCCUGCUUCCAAGGUGGUGUCCGACCGCUACGCCGUCUUCUGGAACAGAACCAACCCCAAAUUCUACCGGGGUGACUACCACAUCGACGUCUGCAUCAAUGACUACCUUGACAUCUACUGUCCGCACUACAUCGGCCCAGUUGCUGAUGAUCGAGCAGAGCGCUACGUCCUCUACAUGGUGAACUACGACGGCUACAGCUCUUGCGACCACAACUCCAAGGGCUUCAAGCGUUGGGAGUGCAACAGGCCUCUGUCGCCAAACGGACCGCUCAAGUUCUCAGAGAAAUUCCAGCUCUUUACGCCCUUCUCCUUAGGCUUUGAGUUUCGCCCUGGCAGAGAGUAUUAUUAUAUCUCCUCCAUCUCUGACGACAGAGGAAGAAGGAGCUGCCUUCGACUCAAAGUCUUCGUCAGGCCUCAGAACAAUUGUGUGAAAAACUCUGGGACCGUGGAAGAAGGAGUCAAUUUUGAUGAUAAUAGUCACAACUCCCUAGAACCUGGAGAUGGCGUCAGUCACGAGUCACCAGAGCCAGCAAGAAGGGAUGUGAACUCCGCUGGACGGUGCCAGACUUCAGUUCUCCUGCUCAGCUCCACCCUCAUACUCCUGGCUGUCAUCUUGUCUUUAUAGCAGCGAGAUGUAGAAAUCAGGGAUGGACUGUCCUAACUGGAGCACAGGCCGCUCUACCCUGCAACCUCUCCCCUCAAGGAGCACUUUUAAAAGAAAAAAUGAAAUAAAUAAAAAAAAUUAAAACAAAUCACUGACAAUCUCUCGUUACAAAGAGAGAGGAAGGGACUUCGGUGCUGAAGCCUUUGAUGUUUUUUGACUUUGUAAAAUGCCAACUAGUUUGAUUUUUGACUUUCUGGCGAGUGCCGAUGGUCGUGGCGCCCCAAGGUGAAAGCGUCUUUUACCUAUUCGCCUCUCUACCAUUUAAAGUAUGCAGAUAUUACACCUUUUUUUUGCAUUUAAAACAAGCACAGAAACAUGCUUUUAAACAUAUAAACACACAGGACACAAUGUCUACACAAUCAGUACACUUUUUAACGCGAAUGGCAAAGAAGCACAGCAGGACCCCUCUGAAGUUUACAGAUGAACUCUGUUUUUUGUUUUGUUUUUUACAUUACAUAACCUCCAACAUGUAACAUGAUUAAAUCUCACUUCAACGUGGAAGAAGAUCCUGGAGCGGCACAUCGGCAAAAAGGAAAACAAAGAAAGAUGCUAUUUGUUGGAGACUGUUGGUACAGGCGUGGAGGUACGGGGCGGGCCUUUGAUGGAUUAACCUCUCUCUCAGGUUAAAAAGGAUGCAUUGUCUCAGACUGUGGAGGACCCUUUAUGAGAGAUUUAAAAAAAGGAAAAAGUUAAAGAAGCACUCAUCUUUUAGUGUUUGGAUAGGAGGCAAUUUUAAUGGUUGAUUAAUGUAUGUGUUUGUUUUAUUUUUUAAUAAUUCACAUAACUCAAUUGUAGCAGCCAACACGGGUGUACAGUAAAAUAUUUGAAUGGCGCGUAGACAACGAUACGGUUUUUUGCCUGGCGAAAUGUAUUUUCCUAUUUAUUGUGAAGUCCUUGUGCUUUUUUCUGUUCUGGUUCAGUCUGUAAGUACAGUAGAAAGGCAAUAAAAAACAAACACCCUUACCCGUUAAGUUAGUUUAUAUUACCCACAGUUUAUUUGAUACCAUUAAACAAAAAAACAAAAAAAACAACCACACAGUUUUACGUAUCUGUUUGGACUGCUCGCUGAUGAUGGUUUUUAAUUGUUUUUAACAAAGUCCGGGAAGAAGAGGGAAAAAAAAAGUCUGAUGUGCUAUCAGGGUGUAGAAAUCGUAGAAUAUUUGUGUUUGAAAUGUCAUUAAAUGAAUGUCACAAAUGUAGUUUUACUGUUACACUAUUGUUUUUGUGAAUCACUGUCAUAACACAAACUAUUGUAAAUAGAAGGCAAAGUUCCUACAAAGUUCAGGGAUGUGUCCAUGCCUAACAUGAGGUCCAUUUUUUCUUUGUUUCUAAAUCAGGGAGAAUUCUCUUCCCUAAAAUAAAGUAGAAAUUUUAUGUGGCGAAAAAAGUUUCAGUGAGAUGGUGGGCGAAUUACAAAGCAGGUGGAAGAAGUGUGCGUAGGAUGGUCGGGACUGUGAUUCAUUUACCCUCUUUGAUGUCGUGUAAAGUGGCGUCUGUACAGAAAAUACACCGGGGGCACCCUCGUACCAGUUAUUUCUGGAAUGAAAAAAUCGACCACCAGGGGAGAUGGAAUAAACACGAGGUGGUGUCCUGUUCUCUUUGGGCAAACUGAAACUGACCUGAGAGAAGGGGGGAAAGAGACGAAGAGGGCAAGAUGUGAAGAACUGUAGUGCCCCUGCUGAGAUCAAUAAUGCUCUUCUAUUUUCUCCUCAUGUGGCAGGAACAUGUGGUAAACGGAUCCUACUGUCACAUUCACUCAGCGCCAAAUAACACAGCCUUGCUAAUGUCACUGCUAAAGAACAACACCUGUACUGCCUGCUUGCUGGAAGCACGGGAGUGUUAGGGCCACUUUGGGUUAAAAUAAACCAAGUUAGGGAAAGAAACUGAAGCUUUGGUAAGAAAAGAUAGUAAUUACGUAGCAUAUUUUUUAGGUUCAAAGAUGCAAAUAAAAGAGAUGCAAAUAUUUUAUUUGACUGGCUCCUGUGCUAAAUAUACAUCUAGAUCAGGGGUGGGCCCCUGGCCCAUUCUGGCCCGUGGCAAAGGAAACUAAAUGGAAGGUUAAGUGUAUUUUUACAUGUUUUACAGCUUUUUCUAUUGAUAAAGACCCCCCCCCCUCUCCCACAUACACACACACACUCACACUAUAACAUACAACAAUAGACAAAAUAUAAAUGACAGAAAAGUUCCUGUUUUCCACAAACUACUUUAAAAUUUUCAUUUUUUGUCCAGUCCACAGUAAAAGGAAAAAAAAGACAUUUUCUAUUAAUUAACAAAAACCUUUUCAAUAAUUUUACACAUAUAAUGUAGUUUCACUGGUCCCCCCCACUUGAGUUGCCCUGGCUUAGAGAUAGACUGCCCAGAUUUAUCUUGAAUAUAAUGGAACUCAACUAUGUUAUCCUCAAAAGGCGUCAAAAAUAUACAUUUAAAAAACUUGGCAGAAAUUCUUUGCAAACCUUCUUUUGAGCAGCAACUAUUUUUUCAAAUUACAACAGCCAGUUAAAGAAUGCAUGCAGUUAGCUAACAUCAGAUUCAUCUGAGGCAGGUAUGCCAUGUCACGAGCACGUAAUAAGAUGUCACUUGCUUGCUAGGUGGUGUUUGUAGAAAGAAAAUACUUCUUGCAUAAAGUUUUUAUUAAAUAACCAGAAAGAGAUACCUCUGGAGGUUUUCAAACAUAUACUUUUGGGACUUUUGUUUUAGUUCUGUUAUAAAUAUGUGUAUCACUAAUAUGUUGAAAAAGUUGGGCGACUGGGGUAAUGAUUUCAGUCUACAAGCAUAAGUAGUGUAAGUAGUUAAAUCUGGCCCUAACACUCCAUUAUAGUGCAGGACACCUGUGGCAUAUAGAAGAAAAACAACAGUGUGUAACUUGUUGCAUAGUUUAUAAGUUGCUCCCUUAAAUACCGAAGACAAGACCAAAAAAAAUUAAUAGCUUUGAGUUUUCAAUUUGAUCCUCUGUUCCUGGCAGAUACAAGGACCACUCUUUCAGAAUGGCUGGUAAACUGAAGCUGAUGUUUAAAACUGGUGGAGUGUCCCUUUAAAUUAUAACUUAUUUAAUUUAUAAUUACUUCUGUGCACGACUUCUGUGCUAAGACAACCAUAUUAGGGUUAUCCACCCUCUAUGAUAUCAUACAGAACCAAAAGAGGAAAAACUCAUCUGAAACAGUGUUUAGAGCAAUCUGAAGCCUGAGCUUUGGCCUCACGUGGAUUACUUGUACAUACUUAUGUCAUUAUUUGAAUCUUUAGCCAUGCUUAACAUGAGCACCCAACAUUGUAAUAGUUUAUAUGCAUGACAGAAAUGAAGAAAAAGCAUAUUAGGUCUUAUUAAAAACUAAGCUAAGAACUUGAGACAGACAAGAAUAGAGUAUAAAAGCAUUAUUUUCAGGAGAUUCAGGAAAUUAAUAGUUUGAGGUGAAAGGUUAUUAAUAUAGCGGCACAACAAGUACGCUGCGCGUCUGAAUUAGUUAACAGAUUUCUUUUCUGUCAUUUUCUUCAAGAGCUUAGUAAGAUUUAAAUAACAUUUUCCUCCUUGGUCACAGCUUGGCCACUUGCCUCUCCAUGAACAUCAGUCCUGUUUUUUAAAGCCUGGCCAACAUUAAAAGUCCACUAUCAUUGAAAUUAUCGCCUCCUGCCACACCAUGUUGAGAAACCCCCCCCGAAACAAUCUGUUUGUUUUGUGGAUACUGUGUAUCCAACAGUUAACGUGUUAUAACACACAGUGUUAGAUACUUCUUUUUUCUCGUCCCACACCUCUUUUAAAGGGCGAUUUACCUGACAUAUUAACGUUCUUUGGGAAGAAAAAUGUUUGAUACAAAAAAAUGCAAACUUUCAUUUUAUAUGUCUUUUAUAUGAAGCAAGAAAAACAAACAAGGAUCAUCAUUGCACCCACUAUCUGUAAAAUAUGUUUGUGCAAAUGUGGCACAUAUCGAACAUGCAGUACGGUUACAAUCAUGACUCAAAUGGCCUGACAAGAGUACAAAUGGAUGUCCAAGAGCUCGAAGAAUUUGUGUUUCCUUUUGUUUUCUUAAACCACUCUUGUUUUUGUUUUUUGUUUUAAAUUGUUGCAUCCAAAGUGUCUUUAAAGGUCCAGGAUGUUCUUUAUUUCCGUUUGCUUAUCUACACCUCCAGCUGUUUCUGACAUGUAACAACAAUAAUCAGUGUAAAAGCUCAAUGUGUUAGUGGCAGAAGAAGACAGUCCCACUCAAAUGCUGAUGUUUCGUGUGUUUUUGAGCAAACUGUGCUGCGAGGAGGGCGGGUAACAUGCUCUAACCUGAUUUUGUUAUAAUGUAGCUUCAAGCUAACACCACUGUUUCUGUUUGCAGCAUCUGUUUCCCAUCCUCUGUAUCUGAAAUACAGAUGUGCUUUUUUUCUUCUGUUGGUCCAUCUAGCAGUGGGAAGCUUUUUGUUAGCCACAACUGUGUUUUCCCCUCCCCCAAGUAGACGUGGAUGUGCCACCAAACUGCACAUUUCUUUAAAACAUUGUAGUAACUGUACCUUGUGCCUAUACAAGUCCCAUCCUCUCCUGUACUCAUCUAAACUAUUCUAAUGUCUGUUUCCUGCUCAGUCCUUCACUAGAUUUUUCUACAAAACUACAAAAAAAAGCAAUUUCUUUGUAAAUACACGUGUUGGAGCAGCUAUGACUAACUAAAACAAAAAAGAUUUAAUAAAUAUUUCUUUGUCGUUGUAA